Molecule: messenger RNA, 1839 nt
Organism: Cucurbita moschata (crookneck pumpkin)
Lineage: Eukaryota; Viridiplantae; Streptophyta; Magnoliopsida; Cucurbitales; Cucurbitaceae
Product: adenylosuccinate lyase-like
Exons: 10
Coding region: 86-1711 (541 amino acids)
Biological process (GO): IMP biosynthetic process
Molecular function (GO): N6-(1,2-dicarboxyethyl)AMP AMP-lyase (fumarate-forming) activity
Source: RefSeq, a predicted model, not a curated record
CUCCUGAAGGGUGAGGAAGGGUCGACCCACGGGUGAAAAAAGGCGGGGAGAAUUAAGGGUUUUAGCUCACUACUCUUCUACGUCCAUGGAGGUCGGAGCAUACAGUAGAGUUUUGGGCCAGCCCCGAAUCUUUUGCGCAGCAAAGGGUUUUCAAAAUCCUAAAGAACCCUCGAGCGUUUUUCGACAUGGUUCCUUCUAUAAGCCCCACCGAAAUUUCGAUUUCAAAGCCGUUCACAACAAUCUCCAAGUACCGAUGGAAAAGAAGAAAAUCAGUGUUGCACACGAGCUUUCAAGUUUGGUGGCUCUAUCCCCCUUAGAUGGUCGUUAUUGGGGUAAGGUCAAGGACUUGGCCCCUUAUCUGAGCGAAUAUGGGUUAAUCUUCUUCAGGGUUCUGGUUGAGAUCAAAUGGCUGUUGAAGCUAUCGGAAAUACCUGAAAUCAUAGAAGUCCCAAGAUUCAGUGAAGAUGCUUCUUCUUUUUUACAAGGACUUAUUGACAAUUUCUGUGAGGAUGAUGCUUUGGAGAUCAAAAACAUUGAGAAAGUGACGAAUCACGAUGUGAAAGCUGUUGAAUAUUUCUUAAAACAGAGGUGUCAAUCACAUCCUGAGAUUUCUAAGGUGCUUGAGUUUUUUCAUUUCUCUUCCACAUCCGAGGACAUUAACAAUCUUGCCCAUGCACUCAUGCUGAAAGAAUCAUUGGAAGAUGUUAUGCUUCCUUCUAUGGACAAGCUGAUAAAUUCAAUAAGCACCAUGGCUAAAGAUAACGCUCACAUUCCAAUGCUUUGCCGCACCCAUGGACAGCCAGCAUCACCUUCAACCCUGGGGAAGGAAAUGGCAAUUUUUGCAGUCAGACUAAGUAGAGAAAGGUUGGAAGUUUCGAAGGUCAAGAUAAUGGGAAAGUUUGCUGGUGCAGUUGGAAAUUAUAAUGCACAUCUUGUGGCAUAUCCAAAUGUUAACUGGCCUAAAGUGGCUGAAGAGUUUGUUAACUCCUUGGGUUUGAGUUUCAAUCCCUACGUAACUCAGAUUGAAACUCAUGACUACAUGGCAAAACUCUUUUUUACCAUUGUGCGAUACAAUAAUAUCUUGAUUGAUUUCGACAGAGAUAUUUGGGGUUAUAUAUCUUUGGGCUAUUUUAAACAGAUAACAAAGGCAGGUGAAAUUGGUUCUUCAACAAUGCCUCACAAAGUAAAUCCUAUUGAUUUUGAAAAUAGCGAAGGUAAUCUUGGUGUGGCUAAUGGAGCAUUGGCCCAAUUAAGUGAGAAGUUACCCAUAUCUCGGUGGCAGCGUGACUUGACUGAUUCAACUGUUUUAAGGAAUAUGGGAGUUGGACUUGGACACUCUCUUCUUGCCUACAAAAGCACACUUCAGGGGAUAGCGAAGCUCCAGGUGAAUGAAACUCGCAUCUUCGACGAUUUGGAUCAAUCAUGGGAGGUCCUUGCUGAACCAAUACAGACGGUCAUGCGACGAUAUGGUGUUCCGGAGCCUUAUGAGAAGCUAAAGGAAUUAACCAGAGGAAAAUCAGUUACUAAGGAAAGUAUAAGGAGAUUUAUUGAAGGGUUGGAAUUGCCUAACGAAGCUAAGAAAAAUCUGUUGACUCUAACUCCUCAUAGCUAUGUUGGAGCAGCGGUUGAACUGGCCAGGGAUGUAGACAUGGCCUUGAAUCUUGUGAACGGAGAAGAGCACUUUUUAAAUUCUAAGAGGGCAUUGAUUUGACAAGGUAACAUUUUUGAAGUAUUUACAAAUUUCAGUGUCACAAAUGAGAACAUUUGUUGAGAAACAUUCCAGAUAAAAUUUGUGUGACUUAAUAAAUGCAUGAAAUUUGUGAGGGGAAAUUGAACAUC